Salvia splendens (bonfire salvia) is the source of this 3964-nucleotide messenger RNA. RefSeq names its product myosin-2. Bases 343 to 3798 code for a protein of 1151 amino acids. NCBI's taxonomy places the organism in Eukaryota, Viridiplantae, Streptophyta, Magnoliopsida, Lamiales, Lamiaceae. Gene Ontology annotation, molecular function: actin filament binding; microfilament motor activity; ATP binding. The transcript has 24 exons. Gene Ontology annotation, cellular component: membrane; cytoplasm; actin cytoskeleton. Gene Ontology annotation, biological process: actin filament organization. The record is from RefSeq and is a predicted model, not a curated record.
AAACGGAAAAUAUUUACUCAGAAAUCCUAAAUUUAUUGAAUCUAAUCCACCCAAAUUCAUUACAACUCCUAACUGCUAAUUUCCAGAUAAUUUGCAGUUUCGUCAUUAACGACUUGAAGGCCGGCAUCGUCAUUACACUUCGCUUUCACGGAAACAAGCUCGUGGCUUUGCUUUUGCUUUGGUGUUUCUUUUUUUGGUGGCGGAUUUAAUCAUUACUAUCAGUUAAUUUCGUUUCCCCCGAAGAUGGGAUCGGAUAGAGCACUGCAAUCUCGGGGAUGACUGUGUUGAAGUGGCGGAUUGAGUCGAGAUUUGUGGGAUUUUGUGGUACAAGGAAAGAUAAAAAUGCUGUCUUUAUCGACAGCUCGGAGCUCUUUGGAGGAAAUGCUGGAGUCUCUGCGGCGAGAGGAGGAGACCCAGACGCCGGGGGACUUGCCGCCGGCUCUGCCUCCGAGGCCUAAGGCCACAUCUCGUGCUCGCCUUCCUUCCCCCAAGAGGAGGCCGUCUUUGCCUGUGGGCGCGUCGAGUUGUGCUGUGAAUAAGGAAGGAAGCGUAGGAGAGAGAGAGAAUUGUUUUGGGGCCGAGAAAGUUGAGGAAUUGGAAGAUGGGGAUGAGGAUGAGGGCAAUCGGAAGAAACUUCGGGUUUGGUGUCGACGACAUGAUUACCUAUGGGAAUCUGGGCAAAUAAGAUCAAACUCAGGGGAGAAAGCUUUGGUUCUGCUACCGGAUGGAACUGUUGUGACAGUUCCGACACAAGACCUCCUACCAGCCAAUCCGCAUAUACUUGAUGAAGUUGAUGAUCUUGCACAACUGAGUUAUUUGAAUGAGCCUUCAGUUCUUCACAAUCUCCAGUAUAGAUAUACAAAAGAUAAUAUAUAUAGUAAGGCAGGCCCUGUAUUACUAGCCAUCAAUCCUUUUAAAAGUGUCCCGAUAUAUGGGGAUGAUAUAGUUACUGCUUACAGAAAGAACCUUUUGGACAGUCCUCACGUUUAUGCUACUGCUGAUGCAGCAUAUAAAGCAAUGAUAGCAGAUGAAGUAAACCAGUCUAUCAUUAUCAGUGGAGAAAGUGGCGCUGGCAAGACUGAGACAGCUAAGAUUGCAAUGCAAUAUUUGGCAGCUCGUGGUGGAGGUGGCGAUGUAAUAGAAUCGAAAGUCUUGCAAACAAGCUGCAUACUGGAGGCUUUUGGAAAUGCCAAAACAGCCAUGAACAACAACUCUAGCCGAUUUGGAAAAUUAAUUGAAAUCCACUUCGGUGCUGCUGGAAAAAUGUGUGGUGCUAAAAUACAAACCUUCCUCCUUGAUAAGUCAAGAGUUGUUCAGUUAGCCCAAGGAGAGCGGUCAUAUCACAUUUUCUAUCAGCUCUGCUCUGGUGCUCCUUCUGGUCUCCGAGGUAGGCUAAGGUUAAGAGGUGCUUCUGAAUACAAAUAUCUCAAUCAGAGUGAAUGUUUGGAGAUCCCCAACAUUGAUGAUGCUCAGAAGUUUCAUGAUCUUAUGGAAGCCUUAGAUUCUAUCAGAAUCUGUAAAGAAGAUCAAGAGUACGCCUUCGAGAUGCUUGCUGCAGUUUUGUGGCUGGGGAACAUAUCGUUUGUUGUAACUGACAAUCAAAAGCAUAUUGAGGUUGUUUCUGAUGAAGCUGUUACAAAUGCUGCUGGCUUGAUGGGCUGUUUCGAGCAAGACCUGAUACUUACUCUGUCAACCCGGAGGGUACGAGCUGGAAAGGAUGAGGUCACCAAAUCUCUGACACUUGAACAGGCAAUUGCCACAAGAGAUGCAUUAGCAAGUUUUAUUUAUGUGAGCUUGUUCGACUGGCUUGUGGAGAAGAUUAACUUAUCACUUUCCAUGGGGAAAGAUAAUAUGGGGUGCUCAUUGUGUGCAGUUGUGUCCCAUUUUAAACAAUCUUACUGGGAUUCUUUGACUGCUUUUUUGCACCAGAAGAAUAACUUCGAACAGUUUUGCACCAAUUAUGCUAAUGAGCGGCUCCAGCAACAUUUGAAUCAACAUCUCAUCAAACAUGAGCAAGAAGAGUAUGAGUUGGAUGGAAUUGACUGGAAUAAAGUAGAGUUUGAAGAUAACCAAGAAUGUAUAGAUCUUUUUGAGAAGAAACCUAUUGGGCUGAUGCCGAUACUGGAUGAAUUAUCCAAUCUUCCCAAAGCUACAGAUUUAACAUUUUCUGCUAAACUUAAGCAUCACUUAAGUAAUAACCGUUGCUUUCAAGGAGAAAGAGGUGGAACAUUCCGCAUUCGUCAUCAUGCUGGGGAGGUUCUUUAUGAGACGGAAAAAUUCUUGGAAAAAAAUCGGGAUCAAGUACAUUCUGAAAUUAUCGAGCUAUACGCAUCCUGCACUGGUCGACUUCCUCAAUCUUUUGCCCCUCUACUUAAGCAAUCCCAGAAUCUAGACAGUGCAUCGGUGCAGUCAGAGAUGUCAGUUUGUAAGAAACAAAGUGUUGCCACAACAUUCAAGGGGCAGCUGUUCAAAUUGAUACAACAUCUGGAAAGCACAAAACAACAUUUUAUUUGCUGCAUAAGACCAAAUAAUAAGCAGAUUCCUGGUGCAUUUGAAAAAGAUAUUGCCCUGAGGCAGCUUCGUUGCUGUGGGAUUCUGCAAGUUGUCAGGAUUUCGAAGUCUGGGUAUCCGAUGCAGAUGACUCAUCAAGAGUUUACAAAAAGGUAUGUGUCCCUACUCGGGGAAACUAAGGACAGUCAGGAUCCGUUAAGUCUGUCAAUUGCCAUUCUGCAGAAGUUCGGUAUCUUGCCAGAGAUGUACCAAGUUGGCUAUACAAAGUUAUACUUUCGAAAAGGACAGAUUGAUGUUUUGGAAGAUGUUAGAAAACAAGGUACUCUUGAGUUGCAGAAGUGUUUCAAUGGCCGUCAUGCAUGCCAAGACUUCUGUAAACUCAAGGAAGAAGUACUGACAUUGCAAUCAUAUAUUCGUGGUGAAAUUGCUAGAAAGGAGUAUGGUGCCUUACUUGGGUUGAAAAAGCAGGUUAUCCGUACGAGGCCAGACAAGUUGUUUAUGGCAAUUGUGCAAAUACAGUCAGUAAUUCGUGGAUGGUUGGCCCGCAAACAGUUUAAUCACCUCCGGAACUCUAAACAGUUGAAUGUUAGUAAUCCGAAGCAAGGCAGGAGAAUUUCUGAAGUCAAGGAUCCGCAACAAGAAACGCUGUCGUUGGUUGUUGAAGAACUACAGAAGCGUGUGUCAAUGGCGGAAGCAACACUUGGACAAAAGGAAACAGAAAAUAUGGGUUUGAGAGAGCAGUUGGUACAGUAUGAAGUCCGAUGGUCUGAAUAUGAAGCCAAGGUGAAAUCCAUGGAGGAGAUGUGGCAAAAGCAGAUAACAUCUCUACAAAUGAGCUUGGCUGCAGCCAAGAAGAGCCUUAUUGCUGAAAAUGCUAUAAACCCUGCUAGAAGGCUCGAUGGCGCACAAUCCCCUCCAUUUUAUGAAUCCGAGGACAUGUCUAUGGGAACUCAGACUCCGGGUGGUAGCACCCCAAUGAGAUAUCCUAACAAUGGAAUCGAUGACACAAAUGGAAGUUUGAACCCGGUGAGCCAUCUGACCAAGGAGUUUGAGGACAGAAGACGAGCUUUCGAUGAAGAAGCACUAGCAGUUGUAGAGGUCAAGUCGGACCAAUCGCCUAUACAUGCUGUGGAGGAAUUCCGGAGGCUGAGACAGAGGUUCGAAGCAUGGAAGAGAGAUUACAAGGGGAGGUUGAAGGAAGCAAAGGGGAAGGUGUACAAGCUGGGGCGAAACGAUGCAGAGAAACACAGGCGGAAAUGGUGGGGGAAGAAAAGCAAAAGAGGAUAGCAUGGCGCUCGGAAUAUGUAUAUAUCAAUUUUGUUGUUGCAUUUUAAGUCUCGAUUGUUCUCCCGUGUUCGUGUAUAGUAUCUAUCCACCGUGUAAUUAGUGUAUGGAACGAAGCUCGGAUGUAAUACGUUUAGGAAACGAUCAAAUUUGAGGUUAUGUUUUUCCA